Messenger RNA from Ahaetulla prasina, 6700 nucleotides. It is a transcript of the gene PDCD6, whose product is annotated as programmed cell death 6. The record is from RefSeq and is a predicted model, not a curated record. The coding region runs from base 176 to 649 and encodes 157 amino acids. Gene Ontology annotation, molecular function: calcium ion binding. The transcript has 6 exons. Lineage: Eukaryota; Metazoa; Chordata; Lepidosauria; Squamata; Colubridae.
AUUCCGCCUGCCGAGUUGGAUGCGUCAUGAUUUGUGUCAGAGAAGCAGAGGUGGCUGGUUCCUUUUUUCCCACCGAAGCUCGGACUGAAACCCGGAACUGGUUCUGAGAAGGCCUCUUCCUUAUCGAGUAGGGGUGGGGUUGGUUUUCUUCUUUCCGCAGCUAGUUUGAGGCGGCAUGGCGUCUAUAGGCAUGCCAGACCCGAGCUUCUUGUGGGGAGUCUUCCAAAGGGUUGAUAAAGACCGUAGCGGUAUCAUCUCCGACACCGAGCUCCAACAAGCACUUUCAAACGGAACAUGGACUCCAUUUAAUCCAGCAACUGUAAGAUCUAUUUUAUCUAUGUUUGACAGAGAAAACAAAGGUGGUGUAAACUUCAAUGAAUUCACAGGAGUCUGGAAAUAUAUCUCUGACUGGCAGAAUGUUUUUCGCAGAUAUGAUAGAGACAACUCUGGAAUGAUUGACAAACAUGAAUUAAAGCAAGCCCUAACAGGUUUUGGAUACCGGCUGACUGACCAGUUCUACGAUCUCUUGAUUCAAAAAUUUGAUAGGCAAAGAAGAGGGCAAGUGGCUUUUGAUGACUUCAUUCAGUGCUGUGUUGUGCUGCAGACAAAGACACAAAGACCGAGACACCCAGGAUUAUGGAUCUCAUAAGCCUCUGCUUAACUACAUACUUCCAAUUUGAUAGCCAAAUUUACCAACAAAUUAAAGGGACACCUAUGGGAUCACCACUUUCAGGACUUAUAGGGGAAGGUCAUCAUGCAAUGUCUAGAAGCCAUAGAACUUCCACAAAUACAACCAAAAGUAUGGAUCAGAUAUGUAGAUAACACCUUCACCAUAAUAAAAAAAUAACUAAUUAAAGAAUAUUCACAGAACCAUCAAUAACAUUUUUAAAGGAAUCCAGUUUACUAGAGAAGAAAACAACUAUCCCUUUCUGGACAUCCUGAUCAGCAGAGACCACAAUGGCAAACUAGAAAUGCAAGUUUACAGAAAAACUACUCAUACUAACCUGAUGUUCCACUGCCAAAGCAACAUGCAACCUCUCAUAAGAGAAGAUACGUAAGGGCUAUUUAGAUGAGCCCAACACACUGCAGCAACCCAGAACGGCAGAAAAAGGAAAUAGAGCUUCUCUCUGUCAGUGGGAAUGCUGGUCAGGCUGGGUUUCCCUCGUUGCUAGCCAAUUAGGACCGAGACGAAAACCUCUAAGAAGGGGUGUUCAGGUAAGCCAACACCCAAUCUCUACAACAUAUUCCAACAAAAUGGAUAUCUAUGCAAUUUUAUCAAAAAAGUCCCUGACUACUCGACCCAAUACAGCACAACCAACACAAACCCUGAAAAGAAUUACAUUGCCAUACAUCAAGAAUAUCUUAGAAACCACCAACAGACUACUAUAACCACAUGGAAUCAGACACAAGCCAAAUAAAGCCCUUCAAAACAUUGUAAGCAGACCAAAAGACUCAACAAUCCCAGAGGAAGAAAAAAACCAGGAAUCAUCUAUAAUAUACAAUGUAAGGACUGCAACAACCAUUAUAUAGGACAAACAGGCGGAAGACUGCCAGAACGCAUCUAUGAACACCAGCUAGCAAUCAGAAGAUAUAAUGAAAAUUCUUUUAAUUCCACAACAUAUAGACAGAUAUAACCAUAGUUUCAAUUGGGAAAAUGUGACCAUCCUGGACCAAACCAACUCCAAAAACCCCAUGGAAUUUCUAGAAACCUGGCACUUUGACAAAUCAGUCAUCAAUAGACACAUAUGGGACAAUAGUCCCACAGAGAGGGACUCCUCAGGGUGCCGUCAGCUAGGCAGUGCCGUCUGGCGACACCCAGGGGAAGGGCCUUCUCUGUGGGGGCUCCCACCCUCUGGAACGAACUCCCCCCAGGACUUCAUCAACUUCCGGACCUCCGAACCUUUCGUCGCGAGCUUAAAACGCACUUAUUCAUCUGCGCGGGACUGGAUUAGAUUUUAAAGUUAUUGGUUUUAAGGGGUUUUUUUAUUAUUUAUAUUGUUUUUAAAUUAGGCAAUAGAAUAAGUUUUUUAAUUGUUGUUUUUUAAUUUGUAUUUAUAUGUAUUUUAACUGCCUGUGAACCGCCCUGAGUCCUUAGGGAGAUAGGGCGGUAUAUAAAUUUGAAAAAUAAAAUAAAAAAUAAAAAAAUAAAAUAUACAUUAACAACACCUAUAGACUAUGCAAAAGAGACAAUCAACCAGCCCAAAAAGGAACAAAAAGACAAAAGCACUUCUCCAUCACCAAUCAGAUCAAUAUAUAUUAACUCCAAGGUUAACAUCAGACCAACUAUCAAGUAAACAAUACCCCAAUCAAGAAACUGCCAAAGAAGUCAAUAGCAAACAGCCAAAUCAAAUAAUCUAAGACCAACCCCACCAACACUGACAGACAAGUCACUAGAAUAUAAACAGACAGCAAACAGCGCUCCUUUUUGGUACUGAAGAUGUUACCUAGUUUGGGUAAUGAAAUGUCUGCAAGAAAACAAGCAGGUUCAGAGAGCACCAAGGAUGUCUAAUUUAUGCUUCUGUGUUUGGUAAGUUCAGUAGUAGUUUCUUUUUGCGUGAAGACAGAUGCAAAUAAGAAUUAAGUAGUUCUGCAUUCUCUCUACUGUCCAUUACUUCUUUGUCAUUUUCUCCCAUUAGUAGACAGAUUGUUUCUUUGACUUUUUCCUUGUUUUUUUAUGUUUUUAAAGAAACUUUUUAAAAUUGUUUUUGACAUUUGUUGCAAGUCUUACUAUGUUCAAAGCCUAGCUUUCCUAACUUCAUCUUUACAGUGUUUUGUACAGUGUAUCGAGUGCUUUGUUGAUAUUCUGCCUUAGUUAUGUUUCCCUCUCCAUUUUUUUCUACUUCUCCUUUUUUUCCUCUUUGUUGGUCUAAGAACACUUUGUGAAAUCAUGCUGUUUUCUUAUCUUUUUUCAUGGUAUUGAACUGGACUGUCCUUUUAUAAUUGUAUUUUUCAGGGAUUCCCAAACUUCUUGAGUUGAUUUGUCCUUUAAGGUUUUCAUCCAUAGGAUCCUUCCUAAAAGCUCUAAAUUUGUUAAAAUCAGCUCUUUUAAAGCCUAAAACAUUGGUUUAUGUUCUGUUGCUUAAGUCUAUUUUAUACUGAAUUCUAGUAUUACAUGGUCACUCUCCCCUAAAGUUCCUAUAAUUUCAAUCCCCUCUAUCACUUCUUCUCUAUUGGUAAGAGUAAGGUCCAGAAUAGCUGUCCCUGUAGUUGUCACCUCUACUUUUUGGAUGAUGUUGUCAACUAGGUGAUCAGAAAUCUGUUUGAUCUCCCAUUUGUUGCAGAGUUUGUCUCCCAAUUGAUGUCAGGGUAGUUUAAAGUCCCUGAUUACUAUUGUUGUGGGUUUCCUAUAUAUGUUGCUUAACUUAUUAGCAAAAAAUUCAUCAAUUUUUUUCUGCUUGGUUGGGUGGUCUGUAGUAUGCAUCUAUGGCAAUGUCAUUCUUUUUUCCUUAUAUGUUGAUCCAUAUGUAUUCUAGAAGGCCUUCAUGCUUUGUUGUAUGCAUCAUUAUAGUUUCUGUAAUGGCAGUUAUAAUUGCCCUUACGUAGUAGCAUUUCAAGUUCACCCUGUUUGUUCCUAAACUUUGAAUGUUAGUGUAUAGGCCUGCCAUGACCUUUACCUGUUGUGUCACUGCCACAUCACCAGUCAUCCGAUUAAAUUGAAUUAAAUUGAAUGGGACUGUCUUUGAAUCAACAAUGGGUCAGAGAAGGAGCCGCUGCAGGACGGAGAUGACAGCUGCUCUUUAAAAAUUAUGAUUUAAAUCAAGUCAAUUUAAAUCAAACCUUUUUACUGGUGAUUUAAAUCAUAAUUUAAAUUGACUUGAUUUAAAUCAAAUCCACCCUGGUUUAAAGCCCUUCUGAUAUGAUGAGCCAGUCCUUUUUUGAAUAUAUUCUUUCCAGUUCUUGUGAGAUGCUGUCCAUCCCUUGCCAAGAGUCCUUUAUAUUGGUAAUUAAGACCCUGGUCUAGGAAACCAAAUAUCUCUUGACAACACCAGUUUUUAAGCCAGUGGCUCAUUCCAAAAUCUAUUGCUCCCUCAUUGAACGUUGACCUUUUUUUGGGGAAGUAUAGAGCAUCAUUGAUGCUCUUAAUUCUUCAACUUCCUUCUCUAACUGUUCAUAAUCUUGUUAUUGCUUUCAGACUCAUUGUUGUACCAUUCAACCCCACGUGUAGAAGAAAGGGGUAGUAAUUUGUGGGGUUGAUUAGUUUUCAGUUACAUCUUUUUAUUUUUGCUCCAAGGAGACAACAUAUCUCCUUAGAUUGAUUGCCUGGUCUGCAGGCUAUGAUUUAUUUUCCUUUUAGAAUUGAAUCUCUUGUCACUAAUACUUGCCUUUUUUUCCUAAGAAAGUUUGGGAUACUUUUUCCUUUUUGUUGAAAUAUCAUCAUUUCUGAAGCUUCAUGACUUUAAGAUGGCGAGAAGGGGAGGAAUUGGUAUCCAAGCCAAAAUAAAGAAGCUGGAAAUUACUGUGGAAGGGAUUUUAUUAACUUUAAUUGACUCUGCUGAACAUCUUUGCUUUGCUUUUAAAACAAAUACUGCCUAAAAGGUGUUUUCUGUUGUGAAGAGGGGGAGAAAUAAUUCUGAUUUUACUUGCCUCUGUUUGGAACAGCUGUGAGGGAUGUUAAACAAAGAAGCACCUAUUUCAGGUUUAUUUUGUAGCUUACAUUGCAGUGACGUCGUUUGACCACACAAAGGAGCCAAAAGAUUGUAAUAUUAUCAAUUCUUACUAACUCUCCAGUUACAUUAUUUUAUAUACUAAACCCAUUGUAUUUAAUGUUAAAAUUUUAGAACUUCAAAAAUGACUAGUUGUAAAAAAACUGAAAGAACAUCAGAAGAUGCAGAAGAUGCAGAAUCUCUAAGAUCUUUUUUAGAUAUAUAUACAGCUAAAACAAUGAACUAAUUCAAGGAAUGGGAACAAAACUUGAAACAAAACUUGAUGUACUUUCAAAAAAACUUCACAAGGAGAUAUAACAUUUGACUGGAGAUAUUAAAUAGGUGAAGGAUAGAGUGGAUCUGAUGGAGCAUAAAUUGGAGAAGAAAGAUCUCCAGCCUGAAGCUGGUUUGGAUGAAAGAUCUCUUUUGGAACUAUAAUUUAAGCAACUCCAAUUAAGAUUUUGAGUAAUUCCUGAAUUGUCUGGAGAGGAUAUUAGACCAAGGAUGAUUAAAGGCUUGGCCAGGUUAAUUAAUUGAGAAGAAAAGACCCUUAACCUUGAAACAGACAAAAUUUAUAGAAUAAAUUCUAGAUUUGCACCUAUGAGAAAUCUACCAAGGUAUGUUUUAAUCCACUUUGUAAGAACAAGAGAUGUUUUGGACUGCCACUUUAAAUCUAAAGUAAAAAUGAAAAACGUGGAUAUAAUUGUUUUGAAGGAAAUCCGUCAGAAUUUUGAGAAAAAGGAAAGUUUAUUCCUUUCUUACUGAGGAAGAGAAAAGUUCCCUUCCAUUGGGACAUACUUGAAGGAUGAUUCACUUAUCAAAGAGCAAAGAUUUAGACUGAAUCCUAUAGAAAAAGCCAAGGACUUCUUGAUUAAAUAAACUAAUGUUGGAUCCAGACGAAGAAAUUUGUGCAGACAAAUAACUAGAAGUAAAUAAACCUCAAAAGGUUGAUACUAAAGAUGUGGCUGAAAUGCCUGUACAAGAACUUACUAUUUUAUCCACUGGAGAUUGUUCAUAGCAUAAAAUAUUAACGGGGGAAAUGCCCCAUCUAAACGUAAAAAAUACCGUAUUUCCCCAAAAUAAGACCGGGUCUUAUAUUAAUUUUUGCUUCAAAAGACCCAUUAUGGCUUAUUUUCCAGUUAGGUCUUAUCUUGGGGGAAAUACAGUACUAAACACCACCGUCUGGUUGAUGAUCUUAACUGGGGCUUAUUUUGGAGGAAGGGCUUAUAUUAUGAGCAUCCUGAAAAAUCAUGCUAAGGGCUUAUUUUCCGGCUGGGUCUUAUUUUCCGAUUGGGACUUAUUUUGGGGGAAACAGGGUACUUAAUUACUUAAGGAAACAAUGUUGAUAUAAUUUGCUUUCAAGAAGCACAUAUUAAAAAAAUUACAAGAAGCAUUUAAUAAAUAAAAUAAUAGGGGAGCGAUUUAUAUCUGCUGGAGUUAAUGGAGUCGUUACAAAACCCUAAUCUAAACCUAAGUUACUUUUAUAAGAUGAACAUAAAAUAGAAUAGAAUAGAAUAGAAUAGAAUAGAAUAGAAUAGAAUAGAAUAGAAUUUUUAUUGGCCAAGUGUGACUGGACACACAAGGAAUUUGUCUUGGUGCAUGUGCUCUCAGUGUACAUAAAAAAAAAGAUACGUUCUUUCACGGUAGAUUUGUAGCAGUGGAAAUUGAACUGAAUGGAAUAAAAUCAAUACAAGUAGUCCUUGAUUUAAACCACUAUUUAGUGACCAUUCAAAGUUACAACAGCAUUGAAAAAAGUGACUUAUGACCAUUUUUCACACUUACCACCAUUGUAGUAUCCCUGAGGUCAUGUGAUCAAAAUUUGGACUUUUGGCAACUGGUUCAAAUUUAUAACGGUUACAGUAUCCCUGGGUCAUGGGAUCCCCUUUUGCAGACAUGUCAAAUUCAAGGCCACAGGCCAAAUCCGACCGCAAGAUGAAUAGAACUGGCCUGUGGGCUCGCUCUGAAGACAGAGAGGGACCAGGCCCCACUGCCUCAACCUAUCCCAGCCAGCAACCAAAGGAAAAAUCUGAAGGCAGCAGGUCAGAAGGCAGCCCAGC